AGGCCUGAGCUGCUGCUGGAUUCCAGCUCUGAACCUGAAACCUCCAGUCUGUCUCCACUUCAACCUCCACCUGUCUGUCCUCCACCUGUCUGUCCUCCAGACCCGCCUUGCUGUCCAGGACUCGAUCCCUGAUACCCCAGACCAGGACUUGGACUAACGUUAUACUUUGUCAGAGGUGGAAGCGGCUCAGACUGCCGCGUUUCCCUCUUUUUUCUACCAAAGCCAGAGUCUAUGUGAGGUCAGGACCCAGAAACCAGAUUCUGUUUGAGGUGUGAGAUAUGGAGACACGGAGCUAAAGAUGGGAUCAGUCGUGACGUAUUUCCGCCAGUUGUUUGGUAAAGAGAAAAAGAAAGAGGAGGAGCGAUACCUGAGAGCCAACGACAGACCGUUCAACCUGUCCUUCAGAUACGCUAAUAACGCCAUCAGGACCUCCAAAUACAACAUUAUCACGUUCCUGCCUCUGAACCUCUUUGAGCAGUUCAGGAGGCUCGCCAACGCCUACUUCCUCUUCCUGUUCUGCCUUCAGCUCAUCCCUCAGGUCUCCUCUCUGUCCUGGUUCACCACCGCCGUCCCUCUGGUUCUGGUUCUGGGGAUAACAGCAGUCAAAGACGCCAACGAUGACAUAAACAGACACAGAAGUGAUAAACAGGUGAAUAACCGGCGGGUGGACGUCCUUGUGGAUGGAGAACUGAGGAAUGAGAAAUGGAUGAACGUUCAGGUCGGAGACAUCAUCAAACUGGAGAACAACCAGUUUGUCACGGCCGACCUCCUGCUACUGUCCAGCAGUGAACCUCUCAACCUGGUCUACGUGGAAACAGCUGAGCUUGAUGGAGAAACCAACCUGAAGGUGAAGCAGGCGCUGACGGUAACGGGAGAGAUGGGAGACUCCAUCGACCUGUUGGCUGCUUUUAAAGGUGAAGUUCGCUGUGAGCCUCCCAACAACCGUCUGGAUAAAUUCAAAGGAACGCUGACCAUGGACCAGCAGGUGUCUUCUCUGGACAACGACAAGGUGCUGCUCAGAGGAUGUACCCUCAGGAACACCGAGUGGUGCUUUGGCCUCGUCGUCUUCGGAGGUCCCGACACCAAACUGAUGCAGAACAGCGGGAAGACGGUCUUCAAACGGACGAGCAUCGACCACCUGAUGAACGUCCUGGUGCUGUGUAUCUUCGGUUUCCUGGCCACCAUGUGCACCAUCCUGGCCAUCGGGAACGCCAUCUGGGAGGUGAAGGAGGGAUCCGUUUUCACGGCGUUUCUUCCUCGAGAGAACGGCAUCAACGCCGGCCUCUCCUCCUUCCUCACCUUCUGGUCCUACGUCAUCGUGCUCAACACGGUGGUGCCCAUCUCCCUCUACGUCAGUGUGGAGAUCAUCCGUUUGGGGAACAGCUUCUACAUUGACUGGGACAGGAAGAUGUAUUACCCCAAAAACGACACUCCAGCCCAGGCCAGAACUACCACGCUGAACGAGGAACUGGGUCAGAUUAAAUACAUCUUCAGCGACAAGACGGGCACCCUGACGCAGAACAUCAUGAGCUUCAACAGGUGCUCCAUCAAUGGAAAGGCCUACGGGGAGCUGUUUGACUUCACUGGACAGAGGCUGGAGAUAACGGAGAAGACAGACAAGGUGGACUUCUCCUGGAACCAGUUGGCUGAUCCAAAGUUCGUCUUCCAUGACCAGAGUCUGCUGCAGACAGUGAAGGACGGAAACCCGGAGGCUCAGACCUUCUUCCGUCUGCUGGCUCUGUGCCACACCGUCAUGCCAGAGGAGAAAACAGAGGGAGACCUGAUCUAUCAGGCUCAGUCUCCUGAUGAAGGUGCUCUGGUGACGGCAGCCAGAAACUUUGGUUUUGUGUUUCGCUCUCGUACACCAGAAACCAUCACCGUCAUGGAGAACUGCAGGAAGGUCGUCUAUGAGCUGGUGGCUGUUCUGGACUUCAAUAAUGUGCGGAAAAGGAUGUCGGUAAUCGUCCGUAGCCCAGAUGGAAGGAUAACUCUGUUCUGUAAAGGAGCAGACACCAUCAUCUAUGAACGACUGCAUCCCUCCUGCAGUAAACUGAUGGGAGUCACCACCAAACAUCUCAACGAUUAUGCAGGCGACGGUCUCCGGACGCUGGUUCUGGCCUACAAGGACUUAGAUGAGAGCUACUUGGCAGAGUGGAGACAGCGCCACCAUGAGGCCAUCACCUCCAUUGAGGAUCGAGAGGAGAGACUGGAUGAAGUUUAUGAAGAGAUAGAGAAAGACAUGAUGCUGCUGGGAGCGACGGCUGUGGAGGACAAACUGCAGGAUGGAGUUCCUCAGACCAUCGAACAGCUGGCUAAAGCUGACAUUAAAAUCUGGGUGUUGACGGGAGAUAAACAAGAGACAGCGGAAAACAUCGGAUAUUCCUGCAACAUGCUGAGAGAAGAGAUGAAGGACAUCUUCAUAGUAGCAGCAAACACAGCUGAAGGAGUCCGAGAGGAGCUACAGACUGCUAGAAGGAAAAUGUGUCCGGAGGCAGCAGAGGAGCCAUCGGUGAUCAGAUCUCGAGCUGGACUGUUCUGGCUGCAGAAGACUCAGAGUGUUCAGGAUGAGAAGGUGGACGGAGACUACGGCCUGGUUAUUAAUGGACACAGUUUGGCCUUUGCUCUGGAGAAGAACAUGCAGCUGGAGCUCCUGAGGACGGCCUGCAUGUGUCAGACGGUGAUCUGCUGCAGGGUCACUCCUCUGCAGAAGGCCCAGGUGGUGCAGCUGGUCAAGAAGUACAAGCAGGCCGUGACUCUGGCCAUUGGGGAUGGAGCCAACGACGUCAGCAUGAUCAAAGCUGCUCACAUCGGAGUCGGGAUCAGCGGUCAGGAGGGGAUGCAGGCGGUUCUCUCCAGUGACUUCUCUUUCGCCCAGUUCCGGUACCUGCAGCGCCUCCUGCUGGUCCACGGUCGCUGGUCAUACCUGCGCAUGUGCAAGUUCCUGCAGUACUUUUUUUACAAGAACUUCACCUUCACCUUUGUGCAUUUCUGGUACGCCUUCUUCUGCGGUUUCUCUGCACAGACUGUGUAUGACGAGUGGUUCAUCACCUGCUAUAACUUGGUUUAUACGGCUCUACCGGUCCUCGGCCUCAGCCUCUUUGACCAGGAUGUAAACGACCGCUGGAGCUCCCGCUACCCUCAGCUCUACUCUCCAGGACAACUCAACCUGUACUUCAAUAAGAAGAUCUUUGUUCGCUGCAUGAUGCACAGCUGCUACAGCUCCCUCAUCCUCUUCUUCAUCCCCUGGGCCGCCAUCCACGACACGGUCAGAGAUGACGGGAAGGACAUCGCCGACUAUCAGUCCUUUGCUCUGCUGGCUCAGACCUGCCUGCUGGUGGUGGUGAGCAUCCAGCUGUGUCUGGACACCUACUACUGGACGGCUGUGAACCAGUUCUUCGUGUGGGGAAGUCUGGCCGCCUACUUCGCCGUGACGUUCACCAUGUACAGCAACGGCAUGUUCCUCAUCUUCACCUCCGCCUUCCCCUUCGUUGGUACAGCUAGAAACUCUCUGAACCAGCCUAACGUGUGGCUGACCAUGUUCCUGGCUUCCUUGCUCUGUAUUCUACCUGUGGUGGCGUUCCGCUUCAUUCUCAUCCACUUUCGUCCCACCAUUAACGACAAGGUGAGACAUAAGAUGAGGAAGGAGGCGCUGCCAGCCCCGCCUCCACGCCGCCCUCCUCAGCGCCGUCCCAGCACCCGUCGGUCGGGCUACGCCUUCUCCCACGCCCAGGGCUACGGGGAUCUGGUGACGUCCAAAAAGUUCCUGAGACCCCUGAAGAGUCGACCGGCCCUGUUCAUCCAAAAAGACUCUGCUCUGGCUCAGAACGAACCACAGCACUACCGGACCAUCACCGAGGAGCCGGAGAGGUCGAUGAGCCGCUAAAGGGAGGUAGGAGAGAAGAAGAACCUCUAAGUGGAGGUGGGCAGGGACAGAAACACUACAAGGAGUGGAUAUUUGAGUUUAUUUUCUACUUAUCAUGGUACAGUUCACUACUAUACUCAGUAUAAAACCUGCUGGUGUUUUCUAACGGAUGAAUGUUGAAUCUGCAGAAUAAAGAAACGUCGGUGCUUUAACUUGUUUUUGCUUGUAAGUACAACUUUCUGAUCCUGGUUUACUGGUGGUCAUUUUUUACACAGUCCUUCAGUUUUAGAUGUUUCUCAACAACUUUUAGUUCUUUUCUUUUCAGCUGAUCUCAGUUUGUAGAGUUUAAACCAGCAGUCGGUCCAGAGUUAGAGAAUCAGCUGCUAAAAACACAAUCUACCGCCAAAACAAGAGGUUAAAAUCACGUUAUUUUACUAAAUCUACGUACUUGUUAUUGUCUGACUUUAAUUUUCCAAAAACAUAGACCACAAAUUCAUGUGUUUUUCUUAAUAAUUCCAUUCUGAUUUGUCAUAAUAAUCGUGUGUGUAUAAAAUAUAUAUUAUAUAUAUAAGCAGCUCUAAAAAUCCUUCCAGUGAAUUUAAAUUUCUAAAUCAAACAUUAAUGAGGAAAACUUUUAAACUAAUCUCAUUUUAGGUCUAAAAUCACCCUGAGGUUUUUAAAAUGACCACAGCUUUAGUAACUAACUAUGAACUGCUAUCACAUUCAUUUCGCCUGAUUUUUGCACUACUUGUUGAGGUUUAUGUGAAGGUUAAAUAAAUGGCUGCAGCAGAUCCAAAGAACUGCUAAUUUCAUCCAACAGAAAUUUGUACUUGUUUGUUUUUUUAUCUAUAAAAUGUUGAAGUGAAUUCUCUUCCAGUCUGCAAAAUUCUAGAACUAUGAUUUCAGUUUUACUCGAAAUCAGUGAUUUUUCUUCCUGUGUUUUUUCUUUUAUAGUUUACAGAAGUAUUUACAUGAUGACUUUUGAACGUUGUUUUAUUGUUUGUUGGUCCCUUUAAUAUUCAUGAAGGUGUUCAGGAUGCAGCCAGGGGUCAGUGUUGGUUUAAACUGUGCUUUUAGAACCUCUAAAAUAAAGGUUAAUACUCAGACCGAGCCGUGACCUGCAUACAACAUACAUGACGUCCCACACGCUGUGACUUUAGAUCAGGUUUUGUUCUUUACUGAGACUGAAUCAUUUCUAACUGCAGGAUCAGCUGUGAAUAAAACAAACUGAUAAACUUG
Messenger RNA from Acanthochromis polyacanthus (spiny chromis), 5101 nucleotides. RefSeq names its product ATPase phospholipid transporting 8B5b (gene atp8b5b). The record is from RefSeq and is a predicted model, not a curated record. Gene Ontology annotation, biological process: Golgi organization; phospholipid translocation. Gene Ontology annotation, cellular component: plasma membrane. The coding region runs from base 299 to 3883 and encodes 1194 amino acids. The transcript is spliced from 28 exons. Gene Ontology annotation, molecular function: ATP binding; ATPase-coupled intramembrane lipid carrier activity; magnesium ion binding. Lineage: Eukaryota; Metazoa; Chordata; Actinopteri; Pomacentridae.